CGGCUCGCAAAACACAGCCAGACGGUUUCAGGAGACCAAAUGCCAGCUUCAUUGAAAAAGCUCGGUUAUCGAGAAUAGAGACAGGAGGGACAGACGUUUCCAGUGUGCAGACACACACAUAACAAUACACAGAAAGCUCUGGGGAACUCGGGGAAAAGGACAUUUUCACAGCCUCAAGAACUUCGAGCUGACAGCCAGACGGUGUAGUAGAAUUGCAGUGCAGUGCGUAAGGAAACUGAACGCAGCACCAGGAGACGGAACAGCUCACUGCGUUUACCAACAAGAGACAGUGAGGAGGAGUGAGAGAGAGACAGACUGAUUUUUUUUGUAUUCUUGUAUUUUUUAUAUCAUAUUUAUUAAUUUAUAGCCUACGCGAACAUAUUUUUUUUUUCUCCAAUUGUUGGUUCUGUUGGGGUCAGAUUUUUUUUUCUUCUUCAUUUUUUGGAAUAUGGUUGGGGAAAUGGAAUCGAAGGAGAAACCUAAACCCACCCCAGACUAUCUCAUGCAGCUCAUGAAUGAUAAGAAACUGAUGAGCAGCCUUCCCAACUUCUGCGGGAUUUUUAACCACCUCGAACGGCUGCUUGAUGAAGAGAUCAGCCGGGUGCGCAAGGACAUGUACAACGACACGCUAAACGGCAGCACAGAGAAGCGGAGCAGCGAGCUCCCUGACGCAGUGGGCCCCAUCGUGCAGCUCCAGGAGAAGCUCUUUGUCCCUGUAAAAGAGUACCCCGAUUUUAACUUUGUGGGCCGGAUCCUGGGACCACGGGGGCUGACAGCCAAGCAGCUGGAGGCAGAGACAGGAUGUAAAAUCAUGGUGCGCGGGAAGGGCUCCAUGAGGGACAAGAAGAAGGAGGAGCAGAACCGAGGAAAGCCCAACUGGGAGCACCUCAAUGAGGACCUGCAUGUCCUGAUCACGGUGGAGGACGCUCAGAACCGCGCUGAGAUCAAGCUGAAGAGGGCCGUGGAGGAGGUCAACAAACUACUGGUGCCUGCGGCGGAGGGAGAGGACAGCCUGAAGAGGAUGCAGCUGAUGGAACUGGCCAUCCUCAACGGCACCUACCGAGACGCCAACAUCAAGUCACCUGCCCUUGCCUUCUCUUUUGCAGCGAACGCCCAGGCGCCCCGCAUCAUCACCGGCCCCGCCCCUAUGCCCCAGAAUGCCCUGCGCACGCCCACCCCGGCCGGCCCCACCCUAAUGCCCCUGAUCCGACAGAUCCAGACCUGCAUGCCCAACGGCUCGCCCCACCCGGGCGUCAUGACCCAGGGUCCCGAGGCGGGCCUCAUAUACGCGUCGCCCUACGAUUACCCCUACACGCUGGCCCCUGCCACCUCCAUCCUGGAGUACCCCAUCGACUCCAGCGGGGUGUUAGGUAAGAAUGCGUGCCCCUGCGAUUGCCCCGCAGCCCCCCACCAACACUACCACCCCCACGGCCAGUGGAACCCCGCCCCCACGCUGAUCCUGCGCCACACCUCCUAAAUAAUCCCCCCCCACCCCCCCAGUCAGCAACAGAAAAAAACAUUCCAGCUCUUUACUGCAUCUUUCUUUUCACUGUCACGAGACACUUCUCUCAUCUAAAAAGCCCUUUAAGUAAUGUGUGCAUAAAUAAAUAGGCUGUUAAGUGCUCCACUGGCUCGAUGUGAAUUAUAAGAGGGAGCUGUUUUAUUUGGGAAAAGGUCCUUACCCUCCUCUCUCCCGGUCCCCGCAUACACACGUGGCCCUAUAGCUUUGAAAAAGCCACUUUAGAAAAUCAGAUUAGAAAUAUCAUAUUACCAACACAACGUGACUCCAUUAAGAAUGCUCCCAAAGGCACAGUGUAAACCUGAACUGCUAUCAAUGCAACAAAAUGCCAACAGCAGCUUGUCCAAUUGGGUUGAGCACAUUCUAAAUAGUCCGUCUGAACUGUGUCAGCCCGUAGCAGCCAGUUUUCUGCCCAGUGCAGUGGACCAAGCCUCCAACUGUGUGUCUGGGUGAAGGGAGAGGGGGUGUUACUGUGAGGAGAGGGGCGGGGGGUGGAGGUCGAGGAGCGGCGGAGCCCGGCGAAGAUUUCACCCUGUCUCUCUCUCUUGUGUAACCAAUACAGCGUCCUCAAAGGCCGAAGAGCUGCCCCUCUACCUGGGGUUUCAGACCUGUCACUUUCCCAUCACUGUGCAGCGAGGAGAGCCCUCCAACCGGCCUCCCUUUUAAAGAAACACCCCCUUCCCUCCCUCCUUCCCUCCAUCCCCUCACACAACACACACACACCUCCUCCUCCCCCCCUCCCUCCCUCCCCGCCACCACACGUUGGACUGGUCGAGGAUCGGCCCUCUCUGAACAACCACAAGCCACAUGGGGAAGCCUCAGCCCUUCCUCUUUGAACGUCUGUUCAAAGUGACGUGUGUGUUACUGAUCAACCCUUUUUGAUUUCCUGUCCUGAUGAUGAUGAUGAUAUAUCUGUGUAUGAUGAUGAUGAGGGAGAAUAAGCACUGAGCCCCACACUGCUGGAGACCCCCCUUGGGGCGGGGUCCCCCGUCACCCUCUCUCUUGGGUGUGGCUCUGGGGCAUCGGGAGAGGUAACAUGCGGAGGUCGGGACAGAGUGGUUACGGAGCCAAGGGAGUGGUGGGGUGUGUUGGUGACGAGGUUAAAGCAUCUACUGUAGGCUUGACAGGCUUUAUUCACAAAGGGAUUUUAGGACUUUCUGUCCCCACACUGAGUCUUUACUUCACUCUUAUCAUAAUAUUCACCGAAUGAUUAUUUCAGCUCAAGUGUAGCCACUCGAAACAACAGUAUGUGAGUGAACAACAUGGCCCUUUUGUAUAGAGCUUUUUUGUAUCGACUCAAAAGGAAUGUCCUAAAAUGGCUUUGGGAAUAGGGCCUGGUGAUGCUUCUCAAAGGACCGCCGGACACUCCUGGCACUAAUUCCCGGUUCCCUUCCUUUAUUCUAUAGGUGUGGCUUUCCCCACGAAAGGCUAAAAGAAUUUCAAGGAUCCUUACUGAGCCCCUCAUUCGAUCUAAGUGUUAACACACAGACACUUUUGUUUCCCAAACGGCCUCUUAGUAUAUCGAACCAUGAGUCAGGCCUAUAGCAGUCAGACAGACAGACCCCCUCACUACUGAUGUUUACACUGGCCCAACCUCCCCAAAGAGGCACAGCUCUUUAUACCAUGCAUGAUGUGUGUGUGGUGGUAUGUGCAUCCUGUACACACGCAGCCACACAUGUAUAUGUUGUUUCACUGACUGCUAUGUCUGGGCUUGAGAAUCUCGACAAAUACUGUCUCGCUUUACUAAUCACUUAAUUCAUUGCCUUUUUUCUUCUUUUUUUUAAUAAGAGAUGUUACUUUUUUUAUUACUGCAAAUGUGCCUAAAAGCUUUCGUCUCUGGGCUUUAACCAGAGAGUGAGUGAUCAGUAUUAUAUUUCAAACGAAUAACUAGAGAGAUGCACUUCCUGAUGCUCAACCUGAGAUUAUGUGACUAGUAAAGCUACCCUCUGUGUGUGUGUGUGUGUGUGUGUGUGUGUGUGUGUGUGUGUGUGUGUGUGUGUGUGUGUGUGUGUGUGUGUGUGUGUGUGUGUGUGUGUGUCUGAAUGCAUAAAUGCCUAAUGUCUGUGAAUCUGUAGCAAGGACUCGAGUAAACAAUGCUACUCCAUUGUCAUGGAUGUUAAGUCCAAUAUUUCUCCUUGUUGGAACAAAAUAUAUGAGUAUAAUUUGUGCCUUAACAUGUAUUUCUAAUGAUUUUUCCUAAUUUUGUUAGAUGUAUGGUCAUAUAUAAGCCUUUAUGAUAUGAUGAAUUGAAUUGAUGGAAAUGGUGAAGGAUGAAAUGACCUAAUCCUUGUUUUGGUCAUGUUGUUGCAAUCCGAGCAGGUGCAGUGACUACUAAAGUUCGAAGGCACGAACUGCGGGUCCAUCCUUACCAAAGGAUAGUGACCGCAGACCGAGGUUAGUUUAGCUCCUAUGCUUUUGUGUUUUAUUGCUAAUGCCUGCUCACUGUUGGUCCUGAUCUGUUUUGCAAUAUGUACAAAUUGUUAAGCUAGUCGUCCCAGUUUGUGAUGUGAUGCAACAUACUGCACCCCCUUCCUACUCUUGGCCUCUGAGAACGUUUAUUUAGGUGAUUCUGAGGAAUAGUGACCACAACACAGUAGGAUAAUGAUGCUUUUGCUAUCUAGGUAGAGACACAAACACGCAUACCUGCAUUUAUAAAACAAACUACUCCACUCCAUUAUUUCGAUGACUUUAUGAAUCUGACAUGAUGUUGAUGACAAAUAAUGGACUAUACCCCUUCUAAAAGAAAGAAGAUACAAUUAUCUGUGUUUUAGUUUCCCCCUCUGUUGAACGAGAAGUUUGCAAUUUUAUGCACUUAAGUCUUCAACUCCUUAUUAAGUGGAUAAUGUAACACUAUAAUUGAUCGAGUAUGUCCAUUUGUAUUUAUUUGUUUGCGGAAAUUACUUUUUGGAGAAUCUGACCCAUUUUAUUGUCAAAGACAACACACAAGUGGGUGUAAACCUGUCAUGUCCUAUUUGUUUUUUGUUUUCACUGUCUAAUUGGACUGCAGUAGCUUCCCAUUUUUACUACAGUAAUUUAGAUACAAAAUUACAUUGUUUAUUUAGUGUCAAAAGUCUCAACAGCGGCCUUAUGAGUAGAGAGGGGUGGACACGUGGUGGGCUUUAGACUGGAAAUAGCUUCUUCUGCAGAUAGGUAAACAAACACAACCGCCAAACCCUUUACUCUCUGAAGUCUACCCAUUUCCUGCCCUCCUUUUUUUUGAGUCCAUGCAGAACUUUUACUACCCUUACUGAAUAAUUGAGAAUAAUUGAGGAAGUUAUUGGAGAAGGAACCAUGUGUGAAGUUACACAGGCAACUAGGAAUUUGCGGGAUCUGUAGUCUACAGUGUCUUCUCUUUUUUAAUCCUUAGACCUCAGUGCUUCAAACAACAAGUGUGCCUUGUACAUGCACACACUGUGUAUCAUCACAUUUACAUUUCAUUACAGAUCAUUUCUCGUACCUAAUCAAGGAAACGGUUGCAAUGUGCCAGGGGAUUUGAUGCCAAUGCCAAUUGAAAACAGCCGACAAGCAGUGUAUUUAUCAAUAAGGCUACAUUUUAGUACAUACAUUGAAAUAGAACAAUCCAGUGAAAUUAAAUGAAAGUUCAAUAACCAAUUUUUUUGCUGCUAAAUGAUAUGGAACACUUAAAGAGAGAGUUCACCCAAAUUACAAAAUAACAUAUUGGUUUCUUUACCCUGUCAGCUGUCGGACAAGGUAUGACACAGCAACACAUGUUUUGGUUUAGUUUCCCAGACACUGUGUCCACAGUAAUCCAUUUUGUAAUUUGGGUGAAUUAUCCCUUUAACAUAUAGCACUGUAUGUUCAUCAUGUACAGUCAUAGUGUCGCACUUUAUACGUUGUUGGACAUUGCUUGAAUCCUUUUACUCUUAAAAAGAAAACGUAUUUAUGCCUAUCAUCAACAUGACCCGUCACAGUAAUGAGAGUCAGUGAUUGUCUUUACAAAAAGAAGUUCAGAUACACACAGUAUAUUAUACAGACUGUAUCUAAGGAUAUUCAGAUUUCACUGUAGAGCAGACUGUGAAUUGCCUCUGAAAACAUUACAGGACGAAUCUGCCCUAAAACAAAUAAGUCAUGUAAAAAAUAACUGUAACAUGGAGUUCCUUAAGAAGUGCAUAUUAUUACUAAAAGGUCAAACCUUAAUCAACAGUAAAAAAAAUCUGAUAAUGGUAACGGAUAGGUAACACUGACUUAAUUAAUGAGAAACCAACAUCAGAUUAAAUUGCACAAAGGCCUGUAUUUAAUCUACCUCUUCAUAGGUUUGGGCCCCAUACUCUGAUUAACAGUUUUACAACAUUAAAAGUUUGGACAACACUUUAUCCAAACAUUAAGGUAAUACAAUAUAAUAUGAUUGACAUUUGUGAUUCAGCGCGGUUCAGAUGGUGAACCAUGAGGCAGGUGGAUUGAAUGCAGGCCAACCAGUCAAACCUGUGUGUUUAGAGGUAGGCUGUCUCUGAUGGAGACAGAUGUAAAAUGGCAUCUGAAAUGUGGGUUUCUUUAUCAGCUCAUGUUGGCAAAGAUGUUGAACAGUCUCAGUAUAGUAUCAAAUAAGUGCAUCAAUUGGGUCUAGAGAUUUAUACAGUAUAUUCUGAUUUAGAUUUUCCUCUGGACAUUUUACAGUGCAUUUGAAAGCGUUUACAACAGCUCUCAACGAUACACAGUUUUCUCAAACUCUUAGUACAGUAGGAUUUACAGUCUCUUGUCAAUCUGGUGAAGAAACCACACCUUUCUGUUUUCUUUACAUCUGUUGCACUCUGCUUCAUUUGAAAAGAGAGACUUUACGCCACAGAACUUAUUUUGCACUGAAUGAUUUUAAAAAGUUAAAAGUUUUAAAUCUCUUCUGCUCCAGUCAGAAGGGCAGACAUGUUUCAAAAGUGACAACUACGACAAACCUCAGACGAUGAAAUAAGUAAAUGAAUACAUGUAUGAUCUAAGCUGAAGAAGUCUUAAACGGACCACUGUGGAGUGGACAGAGAAUUCUAGGGUUCCACUUUAUGGGUGAGAAAUUGCCAGAGUAUGAAUGCAUUUAUUAAGAAGGAAACAAAUCACCUUGAGACAUUUUUUUUAACGUUUUACUGUAAGCUUCUUUUUAUUUGUUGUUGUUGCAAAGAAAAUAGUAUAUACUUGUGGCUUCUUGAAAUAUAUAUAUAAAUAUAUAUAUUAAAAAUAUAAAGCAGGAAUGUAUAUGAAAUGUCAGAUUUUACUUGUAUUUUGCAAAGAAAUAGCCAGGAUUAUUCUAGAGGGCUAUUUGUAGGAAAGACACAUAGCAGCUUUAUAGAACCACUUUAGAAAAUGUCCUAUAUUUUUGAAUAUAUUUUAGGGCUUUAUACAAAAGACAGGACCUUUUCAGUGUUUAUAUGCAAGUGCAUUUUAUAUUAUGUGUCCUGUGAAUUGUCUAUUGUCUCCUAAGCUGAGGGUACCGGCUGAAGUGACAGCUUUAGCAUGCUCACGGCUUCAACUUCCAUGGCUAGUGUGCUAUUCUAGAAAAUACCAUGUAGUGUUGCUUUGUACCAUUAAGGCAAGGAUUUUCAUGUUUGUUGUAAAUAGAAAACAUACUUUAAAAAGGCAAUAAAAAAUUAUAUUGAGUAAAAAAAAACUAUA
This is a messenger RNA of Oncorhynchus kisutch (coho salmon), 7135 nucleotides long. It is a transcript of the gene qkib, whose product is annotated as QKI, KH domain containing, RNA binding b. NCBI's taxonomy places the organism in Eukaryota, Metazoa, Chordata, Actinopteri, Salmoniformes, Salmonidae. The transcript is spliced from 7 exons. The record is from RefSeq and is a predicted model, not a curated record. Gene Ontology annotation, cellular component: nucleus. Gene Ontology annotation, molecular function: mRNA binding. Gene Ontology annotation, biological process: regulation of mRNA splicing, via spliceosome. The coding region runs from base 449 to 1477 and encodes 342 amino acids.